CUGCGCGGAGGCCUACCGCAGUGCAUGCUGGGAGGCCCCUCUUCCUUUUCCGCCUUCCCGGCGGUGACUGUGCACAUAUAAGGCCGGCAGGGAGAAGGAGAGAAGGCGCUGCUGCUGCUGCCUCGUCUCUCUCUGCGUCGGGAUGGUCGGGGUGAAGGCGGUCGCCAAUGACGCGGACUUCCAGGGCGAGCUCAGCGCCGCGGGGUCCCGGCUGGUGGUGGCCAAGUUCACCAUGAGAGGAUGUGGCCCAUGUUUAAGGAUAUCUCCUGCCUUCAAUGCUCUGAGCAAUAAAUACCCACAAGCAACAUUUCUGGAAGUUGAUGUACAUCAAUGCCAGGGAACAGCUGCAACCAAUAAUAUUUCAGCAACCCCAACGUUUCUUUUCUUCCGGAACAAAGUGCGAAUUGACCAGUAUCAAGGUGCUGAUGCUGUGGGAUUAGAAGAAAAAAUCAAGCAGCACCUAGAAAAUGAUCCUGGAAACAAUGAGGACACAGAUAUUCCAAAAGGAUAUAUGGACUUGAUGCCAUUUAUUAAUAAAGCUGGCUGUGAAUGCCUUAAUGAAAGUGAUGAACACGGGUUUGAAAACUGUUUACGUAAAGACUCUACCUAUUUGGAAUCGGAUUGUGAUGAGCAGCUGCUCAUUACGGUAGCUUUUAAUCAGCCUGUCAAGCUGUAUUCUAUUAAAUUUCAAGGACCCGAUAAUGGACAAGGUCCAAAGUAUGUAAAAAUGUUUAUCAACCUUCCUCGAUCAAUGGAUUUUGAAGAAGCAGAAAGAAGUGAACCCACUCAGGCUCUGGAACUAACAUCAGAUGACAUUAAAGAAGACAGCAUUGUCCAGCUCCGCUAUGUAAAGUUUCAGAAUGUUAACAGCGUAACUUUAUUUGUUCAAUCCAAUCAAGGUGAUGAAGAAACAACAAGAAUUUCAUAUUUCACAUUUAUUGGAACACCAGUCCAAGCAACAAACAUGAACGAUUUUAAGCGGCAUUUCCCUGGCCCAAAGAAAUAAAAUGCAGAAGAUUUAUGUCUUUAAAUGACCCUUGCCCACACCACCCUUUUCUCCUUGCUUCCUCUCUUCACCUAACGUCUGCUUUCUCCUUACCACAUUUCCACUGCUUUUGAUGCCAUCACUUCCUCUCUGCACUUCUGGGACAACUUUCCUGGCUCUCUUGGUUUUAUUAUGGACUCAUCUUUGCUUUAAUAUACCAUGUUCAAGUUCUUAUUUUUGUACAUCCUUCUUUUUCCUCUUUUUCAUGUGUAUCACUCUGCAGCUAGAUGUGUCAAGGUUUAACUGGUAUUAAAACCCAAUUGUCAUUGGA
Messenger RNA from Anolis carolinensis (green anole), 1316 nucleotides. It is a transcript of the gene txnl1, whose product is annotated as thioredoxin like 1. The transcript has 8 exons. NCBI's taxonomy places the organism in Eukaryota, Metazoa, Chordata, Lepidosauria, Squamata, Anolidae. Gene Ontology annotation, cellular component: cytosol. Bases 143 to 1006 code for a protein of 287 amino acids. Gene Ontology annotation, molecular function: protein-disulfide reductase activity. The record is from RefSeq and is a predicted model, not a curated record.